Molecule: messenger RNA, 480 nt
Organism: Zingiber officinale
Lineage: Eukaryota; Viridiplantae; Streptophyta; Magnoliopsida; Zingiberales; Zingiberaceae
Product: vegetative cell wall protein gp1-like
Exons: 1
Coding region: 1-480 (159 amino acids)
Source: RefSeq, a predicted model, not a curated record
AUGGAUCCUUUAGAGGUACCUACCUCGGCAGUGCCCGCCGUACCCACCCGUACUGUAUUUAUGGUUCCACCAGGGGUACCACCGGCAUGCUCGACACCUGCUCCGGUCGAGCCUACAGCGUACCAGGCACCACCACCACCUGGACCUACCGUGUACCCGGCACCAGCGGCACUCGUGCCCUCGGUGCCUACUGCACACCUGAGACCCACACCAGCAGCAACAGUUGCUCCACCUCCGGUACCGCCACCCACCGUACCUCAAGCCGCGCCCACCUAUGUUGACCCUGCAAUGCCACCAGUGGCACCUGCCCCAGCUUAUGCGGCAGCACCGGGGGUGCCUCCCCCGGCCUAUCCAGCGGUAUCACCUGUAGUACCAACUCCAGGGAUUCCGCCAAUUCCCGCGACAAUCCCUACUCAUCACAUGGAUAUUGUCGUGGCACGAGCCCAGAUCCAAGCAUUGGCAAAGUCAAUGAAGAGUUGA